Molecule: messenger RNA, 2397 nt
Organism: Rattus rattus (black rat)
Lineage: Eukaryota; Metazoa; Chordata; Mammalia; Rodentia; Muridae
Gene: Cdkn1b
Product: cyclin dependent kinase inhibitor 1B
Exons: 3
Coding region: 519-1112 (197 amino acids)
Biological process (GO): G1/S transition of mitotic cell cycle; negative regulation of cell population proliferation; regulation of cell cycle
Cellular component (GO): cytoplasm; nucleus
Molecular function (GO): protein-folding chaperone binding; cyclin-dependent protein serine/threonine kinase inhibitor activity
Source: RefSeq, a predicted model, not a curated record
UCAUCUUCUUCUUCGUCAGCCUCCCUUCCACCGCCAUAUUGGGCAACUAAAAAAGGAGGGGGGCUCGUGCUUUCGGGGUGUUUUUCCCCCCUCAUCCCUUGUCCCGACUCACUCGCGGCUCCGAGACUCGCGCGGCGGCAAGGUUUGGAGAGGGGCUGCGUUCGCGGGACCCACGGGCUCGCCCCAGCCUACACUCCGACUGUUUGCCACCUCCUCCUGCCUCCUCCCCUCCCUUCCCCGCCCUCCAGUACACUUGAUCACUGAAGCCUCGAGCUGCGCGGCCCGGGCGUCCCUGCGCCUCUCUCCCCCAGACCUGCGCGCUCUUGCGGCUCGGACGGUCGCUCGCCUGGCUCUACUCCACUUGGCCGUCUCUGUGUGCAGUCGCAGAACUUCGAAGUGGGGUUUGCGCUGCGGCAGGGGCGUUUCGCUUUUGUUUGGUUUUGUUGUUUAUUUCAUUUCAUUUUUUUUUUUUUUCGGAGAGAGGCGAGGCGGUGGUCCACACCCGCCCGGGGAGGAAGAUGUCAAACGUGAGAGUGUCUAACGGGAGCCCGAGCCUGGAGCGGAUGGACGCCAGACAAACGGAGCACCCCAAGCCUUCCGCCUGCAGAAACCUCUUCGGCCCGGUCAAUCAUGAAGAACUAACCCGGGACUUGGAGAAGCACUGCCGAGAUAUGGAAGAAGCGAGCCAGCGCAAGUGGAAUUUCGACUUUCAGAAUCAUAAGCCCCUGGAGGGCAGAUACGAGUGGCAGGAGGUGGAGAGGGGCAGCUUGCCCGAGUUCUACUACAGACCCCCGCGCCCCCCCAAGAGCGCCUGCAAGGUGCCGGCGCAGGAGAGCUUGGAUGUCAGCGGGAGCCGCCAGGCGGUGCCUUCAAUUGGGUCUCAGGCAAACUCUGAGGACCGGCAUUUGGUGGACCAAAUGCCUGACUCGUCAGACAGUCCGGCUGGGUUAGCGGAGCAGUGUCCAGGGAUGAGGAAGCGACCUGCGGCAGAAGAUUCUUCUUCGCAAAACAAAAGGGCCAACAGAACAGAAGAAAAUGUUUCAGACGGUUCCCCGAAUGCUGGCACUGUGGAGCAGACGCCCAAGAAGCCCGGCCUUCGACGCCAGACGUAAACAGCUCCGAAUUAAGAAUAAUUCCUUGUUUAUUAGAUACAUCACUGCUUUAUGAAGCAAGGAAGACAUACAUGAAAAAGUUUAAAUACAUAUCGCUGACUCCAUUGAAUGGACAUCCUGUAUAAGCACUGAGAAAGCAAAAACAAUAACACUAAACAUUUUAGGCACUCUUAAACCAUCUGCCUCUAAAAGCAUUGGAUGUAGCAUUGCGCAAUUAGGUUUUUCCUUAUUUGCUUCAUUGUACUACCUGUGUAUAUAGUUUUUAUCUUUUACUAUGUAGCACAUAAACAUUAGGGAUGGGAGGGCAGGGUGGGGCUGAGGAAUCAGCAUGGGGGGGAGGUGAAGAACUUGCUUCAGUUUGUAGCAAGGAGAAAAAAUAUUUGACUUGCAUAAAGAGAAGCAACUUGGGUGGGGGGAAGGGCUUGAAUUCCUUUCUUUAAAGAUGUAGUGUCCUUUCGGUGAGAACUGAUCCUUUAUUUUUAAAAUAAUCAAAAUUUGAAUAAUCGCCACAGGGAGUUGCUAUUUACUUUUACCUGAAGCAUAUUCUCAUUUGGGAGUUCCGAAGAUUCUGUUAUGUAGCAAGAAAUGGCUUAAAAAAUUUUUUUUUCUUGAAAUUGGAAUUUAUCAGUUAAUUGUUUAGCGGUAAUCACCCCCAGAUAACACUGGGCAAAACUCUGGGGUACAUGAUAAGAAAUUCUGAAUUCUUAGAAUUGACUAUCUCAGAUCAUAUUUGCUGAGAAAAUUUCUUAGUGUUCUUUUCACAGUGAACAUAAUCCUAAGUCCUUGGAUAUUUUUAGAAGUCUUUUAACUUUACACAAAUAAUGAAAUAAUUUUUUUUCUUUUUAAAUUCAAAGUUUCUCACCCUAAUUGUUAAUUUGCCCCCAAGGAAAGUUGUUUUUAAAAGAAAAGAAAAAGGAUACUUGUAGAGUGAGUGAAAUGGAUACUACACCUUUAAACAGUGUUUCUUCAUUGCCUGUGUAUGAGAAAAACUUUGAAUUGUGCCUGUGUAUAUAACUCUGUAAAGACACUGAAAAUUAUACUAACUUAUUUAUGUUCAAAAGAGAUUUUUUUUUUAAUCUAGACAAUAUACAAGCCAAAGUGGCAUGUUUUGUGCAUUUGUAAAUGCUGUAUUGGGUAGACUAGCAUCCCUCCCCCCUUUUGUUAAAUAAUAUGGCUAUGCUUAAAAGGUUGCAUACUGAGCCAAGUAUAAUUUUUGUAAUGUGUGAAAAAGAUAGCAAUUAUUGUUACACAUCAAGCAAUCAAUAAAGAAAACUUCCAUAGUUAA